Messenger RNA from Populus euphratica (Euphrates poplar), 1658 nucleotides. Its product is annotated as probable envelope ADP,ATP carrier protein, chloroplastic. The coding region runs from base 156 to 1331 and encodes 391 amino acids. Lineage: Eukaryota; Viridiplantae; Streptophyta; Magnoliopsida; Malpighiales; Salicaceae. The record is from RefSeq and is a predicted model, not a curated record. The transcript is spliced from 11 exons. Gene Ontology annotation, biological process: transmembrane transport.
UAAUAAAACAAAACACUCGCUCUAUUCUGCUUAAAAAUCCCAAGAGAUCCUUCUGUUUAAGUUUGCUGUUCUCCCUCUCUCUGCGUUCUGCUACUAUCCUUCUACCUUAUCCCUUCUCUGCCCCUAACAAACUCUCAAGUUUGCUAAUUCAAACCAUGAGAGAAGAAGAGAGAGCCAUUUUAUCCUUCCAGACGUUACCAAACUUAAAAACCUCACUCUCUUCAAUCUCUGAAGCCACGCCCCACCGCGAACCUCUGUGGAGAAACGCGCAAUUCAGUUGCAGAAUCCGGAAUGGCGGAAAUAAUGGAAGUUUUGGCAAUUUUGCUUCAGUUUCAAUGGCGGAGACUAAGGAAGAUGGAAGAAAUGAGUUCGCACCGAGUUCGGCUCAGCUAUUGAAGUAUCCGUUGGCAAUACUGGCUUAUGUGCCUAGAGAUGCUGCGAUUUUUGCCGCUGGAGCUGUCGCUGGUGCCGCAGCGAAGACUGUCACGGCUCCGCUUGACCGUAUAAAGUUACUCAUGCAGACUCAUGGAGUGCGGGCCGGGCAAGAAAGUGCUAAGAAGGCAAUUGGUUUCAUUGAGGCAAUAGUGAUGAUAGGGAAAGAAGAAGGAGUCAAAGGGUACUGGAAAGGAAACCUUCCGCAGGUGAUUCGGAUCAUACCAUAUAGUGCUGUCCAGCUCUUGGCUUAUGAAACUUACAAGAAAUUGUUCAAGGGAAAGGAUGGUGAGCUUUCAGUUAUUGGCAGACUUGCUGCAGGUGCUUGUGCAGGCAUGACAUCUACUUUUGUAACAUAUCCUUUGGAUGUCCUGAGAUUACGCUUAGCGGUUGAUCCUGGCUUUCGCACUAUGUCUGAGAUUGCAUUGACAAUGUUACGAGAGGAAGGAGUUGCGUCAUUUUACUAUGGUCUUGGGCCUUCUCUUCUUGGCAUUGCUCCAUAUAUUGCCGUCAACUUUUGCAUUUUUGACUUGGUGAAGAAGUCAUUGCCGGAGAAGUACCAACAGAAGACUCAAUCAUCUCUACUGACAGCUGUGGUGUCUGCAGCUGUUGCAACACUCACGUGUUAUCCUUUGGAUACAGUAAGAAGACAAAUGCAAAUGAAGGGUACCCCUUACAAAUCAGUUUUGGAUGCCUUUCCAGGAAUCGUGCAGCGUGAUGGAGUUAUAGGCUUGUAUAGGGGUUUUGUGCCCAAUGCAUUGAAGAACCUUCCAAAUAGCAGCAUUAGGCUGACCACUUUUGAUAUCGUGAAGCGUCUAAUUGCAGCCAGUGAGAAAGAGUUUCAGAGAAUUGUGGAGGAAAACCGCCACAAACAAAGCCAGGACGCCAGCAUCGUCUAGCGCUAGAGGAACAUGUUCGUGUAGGAAUUAUGAUUUUGGCAAUUGCAUGCCUGCAUGAUUUGUUAGGAUUCUUAGCUGCCGGUAAGUUUUGCUGGGGCUAUUGUUUUCGCAAGAUGGUUACGUGCUAGUCAGGGUAGCUUAUAAUAUAGGCCCAGUCGAUUUGUUGUCUUCAUUGCAUCAUCAAUGACAAAUAUUUUGUGCAAUUGAGGAUCUUAGAUUCAGGCUUCCUAACAGAAGAAACUGCUUUCUUUUUUUAAAUCAGCGGAAACGACAUUUUCUGAAAACAGAAUUUACUAAAAUUGAUAUGCAAAUUUAUUGUUAGCCUAA